ACGGAUACGCCCCCUUUGGGCAUAGGUUCCAAAGUUCCGUAGUUACGAUGCGUCUGCAACUCGUUGAACAUAACCGAAUCACUCUUUCCUGUGGUUUCAUGUCUAUCCAACUUUAGGGAAGCAGAGUGAGCAGAUCGGGGAUUCCGUUCCUGAAAAGAUGGAACAAACACUCGGCGACGCGAAGAAGGAAACACUCGAAAACUCUGCGCCACCUAAAGGGUCGAAUCCCCCCAACAGAGCUCAGAUCAUUAAUGUCACCUACAUCAUUGUUGCACUGGACAUAACAUGGAUGUUCGUGCAGAUCGCUGUCACUCCUUACUUGGCCAAGAAACUCGACUUGGACACCUUAUGGUUCGGCUACUUGCAAACCACCGUUGGCGUGAUUCAGCUGCUUGGUGGACCAAUCUGUGGAAGAUUUGGAGAUGUCUUCGGGGCCCGGGCGGCCUUGUCCCUCUCCUGUGUGGCUUCCAUCGUGUAUUUCCUGUUGCUGGCCAUCGCAGAUACCCCGGCCAUGCUGUUCAUGCAUAAACUACCUGUGUUCUUCAUGCACGUGUUACCUGGGUCCCAGAUGGUGUUGGCCGACCUUACAGAACCAGAGAAUCGUGCGAACGCUCUGUCUAAAAUCGGUAUAUGUUUUGGCGUCGGCAUGAUCGCUGGCUCCACCAUCGGGGGCAAUCUGAACACCAUGUUUGGGGAGACCAUUACUGCAUACGUUGGUGCAUUUGGGUGCAGCUUCACUUUAUUGUUGGUUCUAAUGUUUAUCCCAAAAAGCACUAAACCUCAAUCUCCAUCUACUAGCAUUAACCGUGAGAACGGUCAGAGGAAUAAGUCUAUAUUUAGUCUGGCAGAGAUCACCAGACUUCUGAAAUUCCCUGGUAUUACCAGAAUAUUCCUCAUUAAGAUCAUAUCAGGAUUACCAUCAGUUAUCUUCCAGGUGAUGUUUAGCAUCAUAGGGAUGAACUUCUUCAAGUUGGAACCCGCCCAAUCGGGCUAUCUGAUGGCCUUCUUUGGCAUCGCGCAAAUGGUCAUACAGGGCUUUGUGAUCGGCCGGGUAACGAGCAGAUACUCAGACGGCUCUCUGCUUCUAUUCUCCAUCGGAGUCUGUGCUAGUGUGGGACUGGCCCAGGCAGCCAUGCAGAAUGUGUUCCACUUCUGCCUGAUCGUCUUCCCCAUGGUGUUCUCCCUCUGCCUGUUCAACGUCAUCACAGACAGCAUGCUCACCAACUCAGUCCCCGCCUCUGAUACUGGCACUUUGAUGGGACUGUGCGCCUCUUCGCAGUCUCUGCUUCGAACCAUCGCCCCGACCAUCGGUGGCUUUCUCUAUGAGAAUUACGGCGUGCCCUACUUUGGUAUGAUCCAGUGUGCCGUGAACAGUGUUUUAUUUGUGUACCUCUUUAAAUACGGCCUCAAAAAGAAGGAAACCAAACACGAAUGACGACUUCUUCGGAAAGGGUACUCUUCGUUUCUGAAUCUAAUGAAUUGUUCUCCUGUUCGACAAGGGAAUAAUUAAAGGUAUGCAUGCAAGCACAUGUUUUUGUAAAAGUUCUGUCAAAUUCAACUUGACAACAGCACAAAUCUAGACGAACAAGGUGUUUCACUUCCUAUUUGUUUUGAACAAUGAAGGUUUUCAAUCAACACCAUGUAGACUGGCCAGUGUACGAAUACACUAAUUACAAUCUCCUUAAGAAAGCUCUUCCCCUUGUCUAAAUAAGUUUCUGUUCGCUAGGAAUCUCCAUAACGUACAUUAACCGUAACAAGGCAGAACUCUGUAGCCCUUUCUGUUGUUGGUUUCUGGCCCAGGCUCUGUGCCGUCUCCCCCCAGGAGUUCUGCCUUAAGAUAAUAGGACUGCUGUGUAAGAGAUGAUAGGUCACCUGAUAUGGGUAACCUUUUAAUUUGUCAUAUUCCCUGACAUUCUUUUGUACUAUGAAUGCAUAUUUAUCUGCCAAACCCCUCCUCUGGAACUUGAGACCUACACUGAUGUUUUUGUGUGACUUCACAUGCAUUUGAGCAAUUAUAUCUUGCGAUAGCAAGUCAUGCAACCUGUUAUAUGAUUUAUUUAGAAUUUUUGUUUAAUUAUGUGGAAGGCCACUAGAUGGCAGCAACUCUACUAUAUCUGCUGAAAGGAACGUGUACACUGAGAUCGGGUGAAGAUAAUACAUAAUAUGUAUAAUACACAUACAUAAUAAUGAAAAAAUCUCCAUACACUCACUAUGAUAUAAAAUAAUACUUUUUUAUCAACAUCGGUGUCUUUUCCUUUUGUUGUAGAUAGAAGACAUUGUAGUGUAGACUUCAGUUUUUCAAGUUAUGCUAAAUUGUACAGUUAUGGUAUUUAGACCUGUAACGUGCUAUAAAGUUAUGUAUGACAACACUUCCUAAAUAUAAUAACAAAUUCCUGCAUCCCAAAAUUCAACCAACCAAAACAAAGAAAGGAUAUCCUUUAUUUAUGUUAGUGCAGUUUGUAUUAGGCCUACCUUGUAUUUGUUUAUGCUGUUUUCCUCACCAUGUUGAAGUGAUGUCAUUUAAUCUGGAGCAGGUGUCUCUUUGUAUUACGACAAACAAACUGUUUCUGUUUUAUUGACAUAUUUUAGAUCCUCAACAAUCCCUGAUAAUGAUUGUCAUAUGCUAACAGUAGGGGGUAAAUCUCUUGAUAGAAUUACUCUAAAUCGUAAUGUGUCUGUUGUUGAGGAUAUUUUUUCAUUUUCAGGCCAAAUCCAGUAGAUUAUAUUUUUCCUGCAGUUUAAUGAGAAAGCAAAUUUAGAAACACGGGUGGUUUGAGUUAAAACGCCAUCUUCAGCUCCAUGCGGUUAUCUGUUCCACCCAUAAGUCCCUUCACAGAUAACUGCUAAUUAACCCCUUUCAGUUAUUUCUCAUUAAACUGCUGCUGCCCUAAGGAAGAAACACACUGCUAAACAUUGUCGUUUGGCAAUGUUUCAUGUAUUUCAUACAAUAAUUCGGUAAGGGUCAGCAAAAAAGUAAUGCGACUUGAAUUCCCACUUACUUUCUCUUGCUCACACAAUCCUCUCUUCCUCUCAAGAAGCCAGGCUUCA
Molecule: messenger RNA, 3048 nt
Organism: Gadus chalcogrammus (walleye pollock)
Lineage: Eukaryota; Metazoa; Chordata; Actinopteri; Gadiformes; Gadidae
Gene: slc67a1
Product: solute carrier family 22 member 18
Exons: 10
Coding region: 158-1435 (425 amino acids)
Biological process (GO): transmembrane transport
Molecular function (GO): transmembrane transporter activity
Source: RefSeq, a predicted model, not a curated record